AUGGCGGACCAAAACAUGGACGUUGUCAAGCCAAAGUUUUGCAGCGAAUUAUUAAGCCCUUCUGACCUGUUUUCAGCUCGAACUCGGAGUCACAAGAUCCCGGCUGUUGGUCAGAAAGACUUCUACCCGGAUGACUCCGAAGAGCAGCGCCAACGUCUGGAGCAAAGUCUGAGCGAGCACUGGAGCCUUGUGUCAGAGGAGCGAGUUGAGAGGCUAGGUAACCUGGUGAAAGCUGUGUGGAUUCCCGAUGAGAAGGUUGUGGAGCUUGAGUCUCCAGCGGGCAAGUUCUGGCAGACGAUGGGAUUCUCUGCCAAUGGCAAGCAGUACCUUCUUCUAGAAGAGGCGCUCUACCUCAUGGAGUGUGGCAACGUGCAGGUCUUCUACCAGGACCUUCCUCUCUCCAUUCAAGACGGCUUUGAAUGGUUUCUGUCUUCCAAUACAAUCAGCCUGCAGCAGUAUCAGGUGUUUGGGCAUCUGAAGAGGCUCGGCUACGUGGUACAUAGGUUCGACGCCAGUUCGGAGACGUCACCGUACGCCAGGCAGCUUAACCUGCCGUUGUCAAAAGGCCAGAAUACGCUGAAGAGGAAGCGCAGCGACAGCCCUGUCGCAACUUGCAGUAAAUCGCAGCAGGAGUGUUCUGUGAAGAAAAAACAACUAGAACAAGGUCCAUCGCUUCCUGAGUCGAAGCCGACGGCUGAGCCCCCAGCCGAGCCCCCUGCUGGUAUGAGUGUAGGCCGGCCGUGGUGGAUAACCAACCCGCUGGCUGCUAACGAGACCAAGAAACCUACCCGUGGCCGCACUUCCCGCUGGGACGGCUCCAUCGUUUUUCCCGAUGUGGCUUUGGCACGCAAUUCCCCUGGCAGCUUUCCAUCUCCGGACCCCUCCUUGCUGCCUGACGCACUGACGGUGGGCUCUUGCAACAUCAAGCUGUGGACGAGGAAGCUCAACCAGAGGAAGGUGCAGAUGUCUGCUAAGGAUAGAGAGAGAGAGCGAAGGAAUAAAAAAUGGAACUGGAAUGUCAAAGCAAACAAACAGGUGCAACAGUGCCGAACCUGGGCCGAGUAUGAUCAAGUAAUGUCGAAGCGGCAAGAGAAAUGCGGCAGGCGACCGCAACACUUAUGGAAGAAGAAAGUCACUCCUUUACACGACCACACCCAACCUAUAUCUACCGGUGAACUACUAAACAAAAUCAGCGUAACCAAAUCCACAAAUUUGCUUGAGGGAGCGUCAAGCUUGGAACCAUCACAGGAGUGGAAGAUUUGUUUUAAUGUUUACCAGCCUGACACGGUGGCCACUUUUAAAAAGAGCAAACCGGGGAAGCCCUAUGCCCGCAUGUGCGUGUGCAGCUUCAGCGGGCCCGUUCCUGACUUGGCGGCCAUUAAACAGCUGAACUUCCAGAGCGGCGAUGUCCAGGUGGUCUUUGCUGUUGUGGAUGCCGGCGACAUCUCCUUUUACACCUUCAAAGACUUCCAACUGCCCACUGACGUGUACCCAUGA
Molecule: messenger RNA, 1497 nt
Organism: Nerophis lumbriciformis (worm pipefish)
Lineage: Eukaryota; Metazoa; Chordata; Actinopteri; Syngnathiformes; Syngnathidae
Source: RefSeq, a predicted model, not a curated record